AUGGGUCGAUCGGGUUGGGCGGAGUGUGUGCUUGUUUGGAAGAGACAAGUGGUGGGUGUUGGGUCUCACGGGAGGAUGAGUAAAGGUCUAGACGGCGCAAGGGCUAAAAUUGCCGAGCCCCUCGACACUGUGAGAUUGCGACUCGGCCAAACCACGAACGGGUCAACUUUCGACAAGGCUGAGGCUUCCAUGGCUGUGAAGCUCAUCGCGAAGAUGCGGUCCUCAUUUCUGGGCCCUGGGCUUCGUCUAGGCCAUCCUCGAGAUCAAGCUGGGCUUACUCUUCGCCGUGCCGUUCCUGUCGAGAUCAACUGCGUCUGGACGCCUGGGUGCCGAUACCUAUAUGAAAAUCCUCUGUUUUGUAAGAGGGCAUGUUUGGCAUGA
Messenger RNA from Diaporthe batatas, 381 nucleotides. RefSeq lists its product as uncharacterized. NCBI's taxonomy places the organism in Eukaryota, Fungi, Ascomycota, Sordariomycetes, Diaporthales, Diaporthaceae. Bases 1 to 381 code for a protein of 126 amino acids. The transcript is spliced from 3 exons. The record is from RefSeq and is a predicted model, not a curated record.